Elaeis guineensis (African oil palm) is the source of this 768-nucleotide messenger RNA. Lineage: Eukaryota; Viridiplantae; Streptophyta; Magnoliopsida; Arecales; Arecaceae. The record is from RefSeq and is a predicted model, not a curated record.
AUGCUGCAUCACCCCUGCACAAUCCCUGAUAGUUUCACGUUCCCAUCACCGCUUAAGGCCUGUGCUCGGCUACUGGCCUUUAGUGAGGGAGAAGCCCUUCAUGGCCAGACUGUGAAGCUGGGUCUUGACGCUGACCUCUGCAUCAAAACCACAGCGAUCACUAUGUAUUCAGCCUUUGGGGAUGUCAACUCGGCUAGACAAGUGUUCGAUGAUAUGGCCAAGAAGAAGAAUAUCGUUUGGACCAGCAUGAUCGGCGGUUAUGCCCGGAACCAAUCUCCCAGAGAGGCACUGCUCCUGCUCAGCAUGAUGGAAGAAGGCCUGGAGGCUGAUGACGCGACAAUUGCGAGUGCUCUUUUAGCUUGUGCAGAACUAGAGGACUUGGACCACGGUAAGAAGCUGCACUGCAGAAUUAGAAAAUUGGGAAUGAGGAUUUCUGUGGUUCUUGGAACGGCUCUUGUGGGUAGGUACGCUAAGUGUGGAGAGAUUGCUGCAGCCAGAGAGGUCUUCGAUGCACUUCCCGAGAGAAAUGUGUUGACCUGGUCUGCAAUGAUUUCUGGCCGUGCACAGAACGAUCAGGGUGAAGAGGCUUUGAGACUGUUCAACAAGAGGGUUACCGAAGGGGAUAACAAGCCUAAUGAGAUCACUGUAAUGGCUAAGCUUUCAGCUUGUGUUCAAACUGGGGAUUUGUCGAUAGGAAAGUGGGUUCAUGCUUAUAUCCAUAGAACACAGAUGGGCUACUCCAUUUGGAUUGAGCUAUUCACUUAUUAA